UAACGGGUUUACAACUGUCGUGCAGGGCACAACUCCUCUACUGUACGGAAGAAAAUGAAGAACUUCUGUAUUGUCCGUCAAAAAAAGAUGUUUUUAUGGCUAAAAUAGAAAUGACAGCUGAAGGAAGAGCAGAGGAUGAACUUCAAAAGGACGGUUUUGGUGACAGGAGGGUCUGGAUUCAUUGGCUCUCAUCUGGUAUGUUCGCUGGUCGCCAGUUACCCAGAAUGGAGGAUUAUUAACUUGGAUAUUUUGGAUUACUGCUGCAGUCCCAGGAGUCUGGAAGGGCUUGAAAACAGAGACAAUUACACUUUCAUUCAGGGAGACGUGUGUAACCCACAGUUGGUGAAUCAUAUCUUCAUCACUGAAAACAUUGAUGUCAUCUUUCACCUGGCAGCUAAAACUCAUGUUGAGUCUUCGUUCGAGAUCCCCUCCGUUUUCCAGCGGGUCAACGUCGACGGAACCAGGGUUCUACUGGAUGCCGCCCAUCGGGCUCGACACCAGCCGCAGCGCUUUGUCUACGUCAGCACGGACGAAGUGUAUGGAACCAGCCUGGAUGAGGCAUUUGACGAGGACUGUCCGCUGAGGCCGACCAACCCGUACGCUGCUACUAAAGCAGCUGCUGAGUAUCUGGUCAGGUCCUACUGGGACAAGUAUCAGUUUCCAAUUAUCAUCACCAGGAGCAACAACAUCUACGGACCUAGGCAGUUCACAGAGAAGGUGAUUCCCAGGUUUCUCACCUUGUUGCAGAACAACAACAAAUGCACCAUUCAGGGAACCCUGGCCAUGUCCCGCCACUUCCUGUUCGUCAGCGACGCCGUCCAGGCCUUCCUGCUGGUUCUGGAGAAAGGGACGGUGGGCGACGUCUACAACAUGGGAACAAGCGUCGAGAUUCCCAUCGUGCAGCUGGCGAGGGAACUAGUUAGGAUGGUAAAGAACGUGGCUGAAUCCGAAGUGAAUGACUGGAUUGAGUUCGUCUCCAGCAGGCCGCAGGUCGACCUUCGUUACCCAAUCAGGAGUGAGAAGCUGCAGCGGCUGGGCUGGAGAGCAGAGACGUCCUGGGCUGAAGGCAUCAGACAAACAGUGAAGUGGUACCAAGACAACCCAGACUUCUGGUUGGACGUCAAUAAGGACCAGCGAAUCAGAAAGGAGCCUGAAAAAGCCUCAAACACAUGACCAGGCGUAGUUUGUCCUGCAGCUCGACUGACAGGAAGACCCGUUUCCCUCUCCAUGAGAUUUGUAACACAGCUAUGGCUGAUUAUUCAGCUCAGGAACAAAAUUAUGUUAUGUUUUGAAUGUGCCAGACGACAAUAAGUUGCCGCCUGUAAAUCAACGCCUCAAGUUUUUGUAAUAAAUUAUUUUUGCUCAAUUUAAGACGAGCAUUUUUCCUCUUCUUCUGCUUAUCAGGGUGUUUUAACGGUGAUAUGGCAGGAAGAAACCAACCCAGACACUGAUCACAUCUGCAAAUCCAAACCUUUAAUUGUGGUAAAAUCGGAAUAGUUGCACAGAUUUUUUUUUGUUUGUUUUUUUUUUUUUUUCGUGCAGUGCUCUUCGUGCACACUUGCUAAACUAAUACAUAAAGCAAAUACUAACUACCAGGCUGGUGCUUCUGCUACAUCACGUCGAGCGGUCUGGCCAAUCAGUGAUGAAGACGGCACUGGACUCCCAAAGUCUUUUAAAUACACCCGCUAAAACAACAGUCAUUCAGAAACAUACCUCCACUUUUUUAUUAUUAUUAUUUAGAUUGCAGUUUUUUGUUUGUGUAUUUUUUUUUUAUUUUUUUUUUUAACAGAGAAAGUCACAAAGUUGUUUUUGUGCAAUUAGUUUGCUCAAAAAAAAAAAACAAACCAGAACCAAAAAAAGGUUGUUUUUUAAAAAAAAAAAAAAAGUAAAAAUUUUUUUCCUGACUGGCCAGAAACUCUCCUGUGACAGCAUCAAUGCACUUGUUGCCUGAAAAUAUGCAAAUCACAACAACGUAGCAAUAUAACCACAGUCAAUUCUGCGUGAUGGAGACUUUAAAGACGGCCACUUGCCAAACAUUCACAACGAGGGUGUUAACAAGAAGAGGGAGAAGGGGAGUUACGAUUCCAAAAUAAUAAUAAUAGUUUUAAAAAAAAGUCACUAAAAAGUAAAACUGACUUGACGAGAAUCUGGAUACUUUUUUUUUUUUUGUACUGCAUGUUACUUUUUUCUUUUCUUUUUUUUUUACAAAAUGGUCUUUAAUCAUAACAUUUUAUUAUUUUUUUUAAUCCAAACCUUGGCAUAUUUGGAACUUAUUCAAAUCCGUUUGCCAAUCGGAGAUCGUUUUAUGCUGAUAUUAGCGACGGAGCCUGUCGCACAAACAGGUUUAUGGAUCAUAAAUAUGACUUAAGGUAACCUGUGCGGGGUGUUUCACUUCAUAUGUCACGGUAACGUGCAACACGACGACCAGUGCUUCACUUAGACGCAGUUCUUGGAGCAAUUUUGACUAUAUUUCAUUAACAAUGGAGGAUAUUUUGUGUUUAGAAUUUUUGUGAUUAUAAUAAACAGGCUCUGGCCAAGACUUUUAAUAUUAACAGACGGUGAUGGUAAUAAAUUUGGUUUUAGGGCGAUCCUGAAGGAAAAAGUAAAGGGAUUUCUUCGGAGGGACCUGAACGCCUCACAGGUUCCCGUCUUAAGUAUGGAAAUAAUAAACCAGAGUGAUUUUGGCACUCUCCAAAAGAAAGCACAAACCAGCACUUCCUGUUACAGUGACAUGAGUGUGAAACCCCCACUCAUUGCAUUUUUAUUUUAUUUUUUUACAUUAAAAAGCUCACACUACCCCAGAAAAAUAGAGAUUUCUUUUUUUUUUUGUCUCCACUCAUACCAACGACAUUCAACAUUCAAGUGCCAGUGUUUUUGUUUACUGUCUUUUGGUCAAGUCACUUUGUAAAACAUCAGCUUUAUGUAUUUAGACUUACAAAAAUAAACAUAUCGCCCCAAAAAUGCUUGAUAAAUUACACAAACUAGCAGCGAAAGUAGACUCAGGAACGCGGCAAAACAGUUGAAUCCUACAGUUGCUGUUGACUAGAGCUCCACCUGGUCCCAAGAAAAACAAACAAAAAAAAUCCCCCAAAGAAAAUAAAAAGUUAAAAGCAAAAAACGGUUUCCUAUCUGGAAGGACCUUUCCUUACAACAAACACAAACCACAUUAAACUGUGGGCAAACUUCGCCUGGCUGUGCUACACGACGGAUACCUUCAGUCGGAAAACUUCUCGGAGGCGUGAAGGACGUGUGCUACAUAAGACUCAACACAAACAAGCCUUAACCAAACAGUAUUUUCUGCAAAACUGUUGAUUUAAAGUCAUUUUACAACAGGGAGGCCUACAGGCCGCAGCAAUGGGAGCAUAGCACCAUUAAUUGUUCUUCAUGUCUUUAAAAAAAAAAA
Messenger RNA from Xiphophorus maculatus (southern platyfish), 3403 nucleotides. RefSeq names its product TDP-glucose 4,6-dehydratase (gene tgds). The transcript has 12 exons. The record is from RefSeq and is a predicted model, not a curated record. NCBI's taxonomy places the organism in Eukaryota, Metazoa, Chordata, Actinopteri, Cyprinodontiformes, Poeciliidae. Gene Ontology annotation, molecular function: dTDP-glucose 4,6-dehydratase activity. Gene Ontology annotation, biological process: nucleotide-sugar metabolic process. Bases 136 to 1173 code for a protein of 345 amino acids.